AUGUCGGGAAAGAUUCCCUUCCGAACUUCCCGAGUCUUUGUUCGCAAGGCCGGGGCGGGCGGCUUCGCUGGGCGGAGGGCCGCGGGCUCGGCUGUGCGCUCCAUGGCGGCCACGGUCACGGCGGCGCCCCCCGCGCCCGAGCCCGCCCGCCGGGCGCCCCCUCCCGGCCCGAUCCCCGGCCCCGAACCCCGGCCCACGGACCCCGGCGGCCCCGGGGGGGUGCCGAGGGCGAAGGCGGCAGAGCCGGGCGCCGCUUACCAGGUCAUCCCCGGGUGCCCCGCGGUCACCGCCGGAGUCAAGUUCACGUCCGGCCUGCGCACGGUCCGAGGUCCGGGCGCGGCCGGGCCGAGCGAAGCCGCGAGAGGCCGCCGGCCCCGGGGCACGCUGCACCCGGCCCCGCGGCGCCGCUGUCACCCCGGUCCCGCGACCCCAACUUUGCGCACAGUCGCUGAGCUGGAAGUUUCCGGGCUUCGCGGUGCGCUGGGCUGGGUUUCAGCAGCGUCGUCUGAGCUUGGCAACAAAGAGGGAGCGCAGGCCUGGAGAGGGGAGGAAAGAAAGAAAUACGACGGGGAGACGCCUGGCUACUUAGAAAUCUCCAGGACCUGA
Rangifer tarandus platyrhynchus (Svalbard reindeer) is the source of this 606-nucleotide messenger RNA. The record is from the annotation of a GenBank genome assembly. NCBI's taxonomy places the organism in Eukaryota, Metazoa, Chordata, Mammalia, Artiodactyla, Cervidae.